AUGUCAGCUAAUUUUAUGUAUUCCAAUACUGCAUUAUCUUCCCUCAUACCGCAUCAACAGCAACAGCACAUAGUUACUCAACGUAGUCGGUCAGCUUCAACGUCUAACGCGGGACCAAAUAUUCACACACAAUAUCAAGUUGCUCUCUCACAACCUUAUCAAAACCUCGGCCCUAUGGAUGGGUCAUGGACUCAGACGCAAGGCAUGUAUGUUAAUGGCUUAAAUAAAAUGAUUAAUGUAUUUCCUGGACAAAACAUGACAGAUAUGGAACAGACACCAAUCAGUCAGUCAAGUGAGAAUUAUAAAUAUGCACCCAACGUCAAAAUAAAUGAACUAAAUUCAAGAUCGUGUGCUCAUUCUUUUCAACCAUCAAACGGAAAUGCUGGUGGGAAUCAUGGAUCGAUUACUCUGGGAGCCCAACAGGUUCAUUUUGCUGUGGCGGCUACUCCCAAUGGUUUAGUUCAACCACAUACAGGUCUACAAAACCCAUCUACAUCAAUACGCUCUGAACAAACUGGUGUCCUUCACCCAAACUCUCAACAUCCAUCUGGCUCUUUAGGUCAACCAUUUCUUAUUCCAGGAAUUGUAGGGCAACCGACUAUAAGAACAUUAACACAAGAUAACCUAUCUCCAGCAUACAGAGAAUCUGGUUCUACCCAACCACUUCUAACAUCUGGUUCAAAGCAGGUAAAUAAUCUUAACAAUACGAACACUGCACGUGACCUGCACCCUCGAAUUCUUGACGUUAAUGUGUCAAUGAACCAAUCAGCCUACGUCCCAUCUGUCCCAGUCCAACAACAUCCCGUUGUCUCACACCACCAACUAUACACGAGUCCUACACUUCAGCCACCAUCGUUACAUGGGAUGGUAGAGUAUGUUCAAGCUGUCUAUCCUACUAAUCCAAAUGUUCAUGUUCCAUAUACACAGCAAUCUGCAGCCUUGUUUGGGCACUAUCCUGCGCAAAUGAACGCUGGAUUCGAUUCAACAAUAAAUACGAACUUUAAUUCACGUAUACGCCACAACACUUGGGCUGGUCUCGAAGAUAAUAUGUCCUCUGCUGUGAAUCAUGAUUCAUCUGCUAGGAAAAUAAAAAACGAAAAGGUUUUAGUUCCAAAUGACUUCCCAUCUACAGUCAACGAAUAUAAUUUGAAUUCCCAUGGUUCAUUUACUCAAUAUACAGCCACUCCAUAUUUUUCUGGUUUUAAUCAGUCAUCUUUUUACCAAACAGAUGGUCAAAAGCCAGAUAUCUCUAAAUUACCUGGUUCAGUUACAUUCCAACAUGGCGAAACACAAAAACAUCCAUGCAGUUAUCAAAAUCCCGCUUCUUUACAAUUCAAUUCCUCCUCAGCUAUGACCAACAAAGUAGAUUUUCCCAGUAAUGAUGUUUCAUAUAUGACUUCUGUUCCAGUAGGUCAGUUGCCUUCAAGAUCGAACUAUCAAGUUCACAAUAAUUCAUACUUAUCAUCAGUUCCAUCUUGUAUACCCGUUCAAAGCAAUAAUAACUAUAUUGGCAGCAAUCACAACCAUACUGUCUCUUCGCAUGCUUAUGUUUUUAAUUCUGAUAAUUCAAAAACAUUACAACAAUCACCUUAUCCCGUAAAAGAUAAUUAUCCGCGCAUAAGUCACAAACCUCGUGAGUGGAAUAAAUCUAAAGAUGCAAUCCAUUGUAAACCUCCAUCAAGUUCUUAUCACUCUCGUUUAAACAAUACAAAGUCAAAAAACGUAAUUAAGAAUUUCUCUUCAGACAAACAAGCUGGUCUUAAUGACCGUAAACCUACUUCUAGUUCGAUAAAUGAUAAGUUAACACAGACGGAAAAAAACACUAACUCUUUUACUGUUCAAACAACAUCGAGUUUCGUAUCCUCAGGUAGUCAAGGUCUCAGAUCUUCCUUAUCUGCAACUAACCAGGACUUUAAUUCACACCACCAGCUGAAUACAAAAACCACCCAUUUCGAUUAUCCACAGCUCUAUACAAAUGUUUAUGGGACGGUAAACCAGACUAAUGAGCAAUCUGUUGGAGGACCACAAAAGCAUCUGGAAAAUUAUCAAUCAUCUCUUGCCAAUAAUAACCUACUGUCUAGUUAUGUUCAAGGUCUUCCUGAAAAUGUAAUAGGUAGUUUGAAAUUAAGUGGUUUUCGUUUGGUUCUUGAUUCAUGUCCAACAAGAUUGUUACUUAGCACAUCAUUAGUUGGUUCGAUUAUUGGUCGAGGUGGUCGAACUAUUCGUCAGAUUACAACAAAAACGGGAGCUAAAAUAGGGAUGAAACAGGAUAUUAUCACUUUUUCACAGUUCUCUUUGCCUGGGAAAGGAAAAAAGACAUUCAAGUCAUCUGAUUCCAGCAGUACUAAUCAUUUUAGAGAGGAAGAAGGGGAAAAAGAAGAAACAAGUCAACCGUCUGACAAUAAAGAUGCUUUCACAAAUGUUAAUGGCAAUACAAAGGUUGAUCAAGCACCAGAAACAUGUUCAAAUAUCAAUACUGAAUCUAUAUUAGCUAAUAAGUCUCAAUCCAACUUAGAGGUUCAAUCAGACGAGAGUCAGCUUGCUAUUCUUUUCGGAUCAAGGGAACAAUGUUCAGCGGCAUUAUGUGAGAUUCUUACAAUAUGUUUCCGUGAAUCUAAACAUCGUGGCUUCUCUGAUCCUUGCUUAGGUCUACUUGUUGAACAGCAUAUUUAUGCACAACUGAUAAUGAAUAAAGGGAAAAAAUAUUUCAAUGCUAUUCAUACUGCUACAGGCGCACGCAUAUCAGUAACGGGAACACCACUUCAAAUUCGUCCUUCUAGUGACGUUGAACAAUCCAAUUUAUCUCCUACCGACCGAGUAUUAGUUGUUCGUGGUCAAUUACAUUCUAUUUGUGCAGCUGAAGCAUUUCUCAGUGAACAAAUUCGAUGGGCAACAAUUGAAUCAUCUAUUCCAUCUAAUUUUUGGCCUUUACUCAAUCAUCUUCCUUCUCUUCCAAUGAAUAGUAAUAAUAGAUCAUUGAAAUCUUCUAAUUUAUCAUUUAGUUAUGAUCCACAAUCAGUAUGUUCAUUAAUUAUGUCAUUGGGAUCUAUAUUUUGGCCUCAGUCUGUAUGUGCUAAACUUGGAAAAAAUACUAAUUUUCAAUAUUAUAAUAAACGAUCUUUACUGAGAAAUAUGAAUACUCCAAGAACUGAUAUAACAUUAUCUAAAAACAUUGAAAAUAAUAAUGAUAAUAAUCUUAAUUCAACAAAUAUAGUAAAUGUUGAUGAUGAAAACGAUACAAAUAAACAAGAACAAGACAAAAAUAUCAAUGAUAAUAAUGACAACUUGGAAACUAUUAGUGACAGUGAUGAGAAAAGUAAGAUCAACCCCGAAAUAAAAGAGAAUAUUGACAAUACAUUUAAUCACUCAUUAAUUAACAUUAAAUUGUCGGUUGAUGAUGAUAAUGAUGAUGGUGAUGAUGAUGAUGAUGACAGUGAUGAAGAUGAAGAGGAUCAGGAUCAGGAAGCAGUACACAAUAAAACUAUUGAUAGUGUUGUAUCAUCUGAUUUUGAACAAGACAAAAAUGAAUCCACUGUUGUUUUAGAAAUGUCUAGCGAGAAUAAAGAAACAGAAUUGCAAUCGCCAUCUAAUAACUGUAUUGAUUCGGAAAUGCAAAAAUCCGAUAAACUAGAUCAAUUAAAACCUGAUCAAUGUGCGUUUGAACGCUUAGCUCGUUCAACAAACCCUAAAGAAACUAACCAUACUAUGGUGACUGCUGUUCAACAGUCAUUAAUUGCAGCUGUAGGUCCAAUAGCUUGGUUAGCUACCGGUGGUAUGCUUUAUAUGCGUGUUUCGUACAACGAAGCUGGUGCAUUGAUUGGAUCAGAAGGAUCUCGAAUCCAACAACUUAUGCAAGUUACAGGAGCUGAAAUACAUGUCGGCAAGGUUCCAAUCAGUCCACCUUAUGCAUUAAAUCCAAUUACUAAACGUACUUAUUCAAAUAAUAAUGUGAUAUUAUCUAAUGAAAAAUCACCAACAUGUAUAUCUCUUGUUGACUCUUUCUUUAAUGAUACUGUCACUGAUAUAAACGGUGAUUCUUCAUCUAUUAUUAACAGUAAAAUUGAUCAAUCAUUAUCUAAAUCCAAUAAUGAUCAUGUUGAUGAUAAUAAUGAUACUAAUCAGUCUAUAAACAUUAUAAAUGAUCAAUUAUUAUCUUCAAUGGAUAUCAAUGAAAAUAAUAAUGAUGAUGAUGGUGGUGAUGAUGACGAUAACGAUAAUGAUGAUGAUGAUGAUGAUUCUACCAAACAACAAUCCAAUAAACUUAUUGACAAUAAUGUUAAUGAUGAAAACAUUUGUACAAAUAAAUUGUCUAUUGUAGACAAUAAUAAAAAUAAUACUGAAAUGACUAUCACUAUAAAAGAAUGUACAGAAUUGAUUUCUUCACUAAAUAAUGAUACUCAUAGUAAUGAUAAUAAUAAAACUAUGAUCAAUGAUGUUUCAGUUAAUCAAAUAUCAGAUACUAUAUCUGAUUCUUGUAAUCAUCAUCCUCUAGUGAAAAGUUCUUCAACACAUUCAAAUUGUACAAUUGCUGAAAAAAUUUCAGAUAAUCAAAUAUCAGAAUCUAUAGAACAAAAAACUUCUAAUACAUUGCCAUUAUCAUCAUCAACAUCAAAUCAAUCAUAUCGUUUAGUUAGUUUAUCUGGUUCAGCUCAAUCACAAAUUAUGGCUCAAUGGCAAAUAUUUCAACGUCUUAAAAAUUUACAUAAACGUCAGAUGACCACUGGGUCUUCUUCGUCAAAUGAUAAUUCAAGUCAGAAAUUAUUUUGUUUGGCCACUUUAAUAUGUCUGCCGUAUCGAUUUCUCUGGUGGCUUACAACUCAUAAUCCUGGAUUCAUAGAAACAUCUCAGUCAUCUUCCAUUCUUACAUCGACUGUGUUCGCAAAGUCCGAUGACUCGGAUAAUACUAAUAAUAGCAAUAAAUCUGGAACAUCUCCAUUGAAUUGGAUUCAAUCAUUAGCUAGUAGACGUUUAAAUGCAAAUUUAUCAUCAAAUGAUUCAGUUAAAAAAUUCAUUCAUGUACUACCUGAGCCUAGACGACGUAAACGUUUAGUUCAACAACAACUUAAACGAAUCAAUGCUACUCUGCGUGGCCAACAACAACAUUUAAACUAUACUGGUGCUAAUUGUUUGUCUAAAUCACUUAUUUUACCACCAAGAGGAUUAACUAAUGAUGGUUUAGAUCAGUUGUGGGCUCAUCCUAAUCGUAUACCAUUAGAAAUAUACGCUGACUUUGAUACUACACAACUUAUUUUAACAAAUCUGCAUCAUAUGUUAGCCUUAUGGUUAUAUGGGCAAUCUCUUGCUGGCACCUCUGUUCAAUCGUUUAUUCAAGCUCCUAUCGUAUAUGUACUGCCCAAUGGACGUCCAGCUAAUAUAUCAACCUCAGAUUCAGCGAACAGUCGACCAUAUUCUAAGUCUAAUCGACAUAAUACAGAUCAACCUGAUUAUUGGACACUUAUGCCCGGUCGUCAAGAUGCUUUUUUAAAUUCUCUGAGACAACCAUUUCAUAUACCAUUGUUGCCUGGAGGUAUUCCGAAUUUUGGAUCCUCCACUACAGGUCCCCCUAACUAUUCAACACCAAUGCUCCCAGACCGUUCAAAUUGCACAAAUCUCGCUCAACCUUUUUUGUAUCCUCGAUAUCCUUUGAUAAAUUGGCAUGGAAUAGCCAAUAGCAAAUACUCAGGACAGACGAUGACAUCAGACCCCACCGCGACAAGGCCUGUGCGCAUUGGACCUCCAGCAUUGUAUGGUUGUUGGCCGCGUGGACGUUUCAGUGAUACAGUUGAUGACAAGCACAAUAUUGAAAUAGAUCAAUCCUCUUCACAAUCUACACGAUUUCCAUCAGCUGGUACUGGUUACACGUUUAUCACGAACCUACCUUUCCCACCACCGGCACGUCCACCUACAAGUUUAAAUCAUGUUCAUACAUCUACUCAUUCACAAGUUGUUCCUGGUUCCUGUUAUCGUGGUUCAUCUAUUUCAUCACAUUCUAAUAAAUUUAGAUUUCGUAAUCCAUGCAAUAGUGGAAAUCAUUCAGUGGAACCAUUUAUUAUAAAUAGUAUGCCUUUAUUGGAUACACCAAAUCAAAUUAAUCAUCAUUCAAAUUUUGUUCACAAUUCCAAACAAACAAAUCAUACUACAAUAAAUGGGGAUAAAAAUCAAGGAAUACGCACAAAACAGAAUUUACAAGAAUCACGGCGGAACAAAGAAGAUUUAGUUGUUGGUGGUGAUAGCUAG
Molecule: messenger RNA, 6237 nt
Organism: Schistosoma spindalis
Lineage: Eukaryota; Metazoa; Platyhelminthes; Trematoda; Strigeidida; Schistosomatidae
Source: the annotation of a GenBank genome assembly